AUGGAGAACGCGACGAGCAUCCACUACACGGCCCUAACGUCCAACUAUUCGUUCUCGUUGUUCAAGGAACUCAGCAGUUCCGUCGAAGGCAACGUUUUCGUGUCCACGUACAGCAUACAGUUUCUGUUGCUGCUCCUGGCCUUUGGAUCCAAGUCCAAGACCAGCGAUCAACUCAAGUCGGUCUUACAUCUGUCCAAAGACAAACCGCCAAAUUACGAAAACAUCAAAUCGAUGAUAACAAAACUCGAGGUCCCCGGCCAUUUGACCGUCGCCAAUGGAAUUUUCUCGGACAAAGCAUUCAGUUUAAAUCCAGAGUACACGAAAAAUACUCAAAAGUACCUGAACUCCGAAGUGAGAAGUGUUGACUUCUCCGGUAAUCCUACGUCCGGGGAGUCGGAAGUAAACAAAUGGGUCAAUAGCAAAACGAAUGGGAAAAUUUCGGGAAUUUUCAAACCAGGCGACAUUAAAAAGGACACAGUUUUGGUUUUGGCGUCGGCCGUACACUUCCAAAACUCGUGGAAAAAAGAAUUCACCGAGACGAAGAACGCGAGCUUCUGCCUCACAGCUAAGAACCACAUCGAUAUCAAAAUGAUGCACCAAACCGGUAACUUCAAAUACUUCAAGGACGAUAAAUUGAAGUUCGCAGCCGUCGAAAUACCGUACAAAGUGGGAGGUUACGAGAUGCUGAUCGUAUUGCCGGACAAGAUGGACGCUGUAAAGGACUUGGAAAACGUGUUCCUGAAGAAAUCCAAAAACUACGCUCACUUGCUGAACAACAUGACCAUACACAACGUCGAGUUGGACGUACCGAAGUUUAAGUUCGAAUCGGACAUGGAUCUCGAAAAAACCAUGCAAAAAUUGGGAUUAACCGAAAUGUUCUUGCCGACUGCCGAUUUCUCCGAGCUCAGCUCUUCGGGUGCCGGCAAGCUGAGGGUCAGCAGCAUGAAACACAAGACUUACGUGGACGUCAAUGAAAAGGGCACCGAAGCAGCAGCCGUUACCGGUGCCACCAUCGAGAACUACAAUCUGGAAUACGAUCCAAAAGACAUCAAGAAAGUCAAGUUCCACGCGUGUCAUCCGUUCUUGUUCAUCAUCAAGAAAGACAAAGACAUCAUUUUCAUGGGUAGACUGUCCAACCCGACAGCUUAA
Molecule: messenger RNA, 1149 nt
Organism: Macrosiphum euphorbiae (potato aphid)
Lineage: Eukaryota; Metazoa; Arthropoda; Insecta; Hemiptera; Aphididae
Source: the annotation of a GenBank genome assembly